Molecule: messenger RNA, 1426 nt
Organism: Hyaloscypha bicolor E
Lineage: Eukaryota; Fungi; Ascomycota; Leotiomycetes; Helotiales; Hyaloscyphaceae
Product: glycoside hydrolase family 105 protein
Exons: 1
Coding region: 86-1204 (372 amino acids)
Biological process (GO): carbohydrate metabolic process
Source: RefSeq, a predicted model, not a curated record
AAAUUUUCGAAUCUGCAAACCGAACACUGGCGUGAGGAAAAGUAAAGAACGGACAGGAAAGACAAUCUCGUCGCUUGCACAAAUCAUGCCAAAGGUCGCCAGCGGGGUUGAGGCAGUAGCUGUCCACGAGACAAUUAAGUUGCUAAUCGACCAACUUGUCAAUAUUAAGGAUGAAACGGGAGAAUUCCUCUUGCGGUUGGAAGACGGCCGAGUAAUCGACACCAAAGGAUGGAGUGGAUGGGAAUGGACUCAUGGCAUCGGGCUCUGCGGCCUCUGGAAUUACCACACCCUCACCGGUUCUCCAGAAGCCCUGAAGCUUAUCGAAUCUUGGUUCGCAGACCGUUUCAGCGAAGGCGGAACUACGAAAAAUAUCAACACCAUGGCAGCUAUGCUCACCUUAGCAUACCUGUACGAGAAAACCGGGAGUGCGCCCUGCCUCCCGUGGCUGGAAUCUUGGGCAGAUUGGGCUAUGUAUGAACUUCCACGGACAAAGUAUGGCGGCAUGUCGCACCUGACUUACAACCUACUCAACUCGGAAGAGCUCUGGGAUGACACCCUAAUGAUGACCGUUCUUCCCCUGGCCAAGAUCGGCAAGCUCUUGAAUCGACCCCACUACGUCGAGGAAGCGAAACGUCAAUUUCUCCUCCACAUCAAGUAUCUAUUUGACACGAAAACGGGUCUGUUCUAUCAUGGUUGGACUUUCGAUGGAAAUCACAACUUUGCCUCAGCGCUGUGGGCCCGGGGAAAUAGCUGGCUGACGAUUGCUAUCCCGGAGAUGUUGGAGCUGCUUGACCUACCCGAGCAUGAUGCAUUCCGUAUCCACUUGAUUGACACACUGGAAGCUCAAUGUCGAGCACUCAUACUACACCAAGAGCCGGGAGGCCUCUGGAGAACUCUCAUCAAUAUGCCCUCUCACGAGGGCUCCUAUGUUGAGAGCUCAGCUACUGCGGGCUUUGCGUUCGGCAUGUUGAAGGCGCUGCGUCUGCGGUACAUCAAAGGGGAGGAGUUUCGGGCUUCUGCUAUCAUGGGGGUAAAGGCUGUUUUGGAGAAGGUUAGUGAUGAGGGUGAACUUAUGGAUGUCAGUUUUGGAACGGCGUUGGGAGAUACACUGCAGCAUUACAAGGACAUUGAUCGGACUAGCAUGCCGUAUGGGCAGGCAAUGGCUAUCAUGGCACUCGCGGAAUUCUUGCGUGUGUUCAUAUGAGCCAACUCUCUUUCUACUGCCGGAUGAUAUGGAAGAUUUGUUUGGGACCCGCAAAUAUGCGGCAAUUGCGAGCCAAGGCAAAGGGUCUUUGCUUGGCCGGACAAGGGGAGAAUGAAGGGUUUCCCAUCCGAUUCUUUCUAAAUCUCAAAAACCGAUGAGUCUUAGCCAACAAUGUAAAUGGAGCCGGAUGAACCUAUUUGCAAAUGUCAAAGAUUAUCCAAG